CGGUGGAUUUAUUUUGUUUGAUUCUAUUCAUAUAAUGCUGUUGGAAAAACUAAUAACAAACUUGGGCAUUAUGGAUAAGUAAAACAAUCUAACAAUAUAUCUAAUCUAGAAACUAGCAUUUCAUAAUGCUUUUAUAUAGAAAUCCUCACUGCUGAGGUUCAAUAUAACCCCUGCUCAGCGAUCUCAGUACAUGCCCGUCGUUUAUAUCAGAACUUAUAUAUGCCUAUAAUUCCCACGGUCCUUGUGCAUCAGCUAUGUGCAGAAUGUGUGCUUGUUUUCCUAUUAAUUUCCCUCAAUCCUGGCCUUAUUGCUUAAACAAUUGAAGGAAAAAGGUCACUAAUAUUUCCUGCGGUAGGAGAAAGAUCCGUUCAGUUUGAAGGUUCCCACACUGUGGUUACUUCCAGAGCUUUGGUGUUUGUCGUCCCCUGUAAACCGUUCCUUUUCUCUCUCUAAACACUCUCUCUCUCUCUCUCUUUCUCCGUGUCUCUCUUUCGCACUCUGCCUUUCUCGUAAAUGAUUGUAGGUGCCGAGAGCCAGUGUGGUUCCUUCCAUGUGGCUUGAGGGACUAUGCUGCCGCUGGUAGCUCUGUGCCUGGUCUGCACUUAUAAAAGCGUCUCCGCCGCAGACGGCGGGCAGGACAGCAGCCGCGCGCCGCAGCCGGACUACAGCAGCCUGGCAUUGCCUCAGCAGCAUAUUCCUCUCUAUCUACAUAACAACAAACGACUGGAAAAACUCUGCAAGGAGGACCCGCUUUGCCCUUUUAAAGACGCUCUGCAGCUCAAGAAGGCCUGCUGGGGUUAUGAAAAGAGCUGCUCCCCUGAGCACAGGUUCAGCUAUCCCGUGUGCACCAGUCUCGACUCGGGAUGGGCGAACUCUAUUCAGGCAGCCCAGGAACUGUUCUGGAAGCAGGCAGAUUUUGGUUACGUGAGGGAGCGUCUCAGUGAGAUGAAGACUUUGUGCAAGCCCUCGAGUCCCGGCGAUUCAUCUUUGAAGUGCACCAGUCAUAUGCGGUUCUGCAGGGCCGUAAACAUGUACUUGGAUCUCAGGAGUCCCCGCAGAGGUCACGAGAGGUAUAAAGAGGAUUUCCUGGAACAGGGAGAGAUCGGCGGUCACUGCAGCCUUAAUAGUAAAACACUAGCUGCAGAAGGGACACACAAGAGUCCUCUGCAGUCUUGGUUUGCUGAGCUGCAGACAUACUCAGAGCUCGACUUCCACCCUCUGGAUGACGGCCAUUGUGACGUUAUAAUAGACAAACCAACCGUCUUCAUGAAGCUGGAUGCAGGAGUAAACAUGUACCAUCAUUUCUGUGACUUCGUCAACCUCUACAUCUCUCAGCACCUCAACAAUUCCUUCAGCCGUGACAUAAACAUUGUCAUGUGGGACACGAGUCUGUAUGGAUAUGGAGACCUUUUCAGCGAAACGUGGCAGGCUUUUACCGAUUAUGACAUCGUUCACCUCAAAAAAUUUGACUCCAAAAGGGUGUGUUUCAGAGACGCGUUUUUCUCGCUCCUUCCAAGAAUGCGAUACGGCCUUUUCUACAACACUCCUCUUAUCUCUGACUGCCACAGCGAGGGGCUGUUCAAGGCGUUUUCCCAGCAUGUACUUUAUCGACUUGGUGUCUCACAAGAUGGACCGAAGGAGGGCCAAGUCCGUGUCACACUGUUGGCAAGAAGCACAGAGUACCGUAGGAUAAUAAACCAGCAGGAGCUUAUCAAUGCCCUGAAGACUGUGCCUUUAUUCGAGGUCAAGCUGGUGGAUUACAAAUACAAGGAGAUGCCGUUUCUGGAGCAGAUCCGCGUCACACACAACUCUGAUAUCUUCAUUGGGAUGCAUGGAGCCGGACUGACCCACCUCCUCUUCCUUCCCGACUGGGCUGUCAUAUUUGAAUUGUACAACUGUCAAGAUGAGAGCUGCUAUCGUGAUCUGGCCCGACUGAGGGGAGUCCAUUACAUGACUUGGCAGAAAAGGGACAAAGUGUUCCCCCAGGAUAAGGGUCAUCAUCCUACUCUUGGAGAACAUCCUAAGUUUACAAACUACACUUUUGAUGUAGACGAGUUCAUGCGGUUAGUUCUUCUAGCGGCUGAACAUGUGACCCGGCACCCGGCAUGGCGCGCAAAACAGGCCCGAGAUGAAUUGUAGCCGACGAGACGGUGCUUUCUUGCCAGGCAAUAGAUGAACACACUCCUACCAGAUCUCUGCACUGUAAAUGUUGGCUAAUAUGGCUAAUAUGCAGGGUGCGAUUUGCACACCCAUCCCCCCGUAGUCCCCGUUCAAGUCCCUGUCUGAAUCAAAUGAUUCGCGAAACGCACUUUGAAAUCCCUCUCUGAAUCAAAUGAUUUGUGAUACAUCAUCCAACUGCUGCAAAAAGCUCUGCUGAUACAUUUCCCGUCGCAUUAAAAUCAUUUCAUGACACUGACUUGAUAAAAAAACGGAUUUAUCACGCGUGUUGUUAACAGAUCACACUAGCGUUAGGUUGGGCUAUAAUUAACCUUACCCUGGAGAGAAAAAAAUUCCCCCUCUGCUUUUUUUCCACAAAUCGCACCCUGCUAAUAUGUUAAAAACAAAUUUUAAAUUCAGAAAACAACAAAACCAUCUGCGCUGCUACCGAUCCUCUAGCUGUUACGUUCUGCACAUGGAGAUGCUGAAUAACUUUUGUUGAAGGAGGGGUUGGUUCGACAAAUGGUUGAUGCAUUUCGUGUGGUUUAAUAUACCUCUCCUCAAGAAUAUGUAGGCUUUUUUUUAGACGCUGCACUUUUGAAACCGAUUUGAGUGCAAAGGUUUGAAUUUUAAAAAUCCCUCGGUAGAUCAUUACAAUGAUUCUUAAAACUUAUCCUUAAACAGCACUUUUUAAUUUUGAAAAUCAAGUGUUUGGGAACUGAACUGAUGUUGGGGUCACCCACAUAGUUUGGUAGCAUUUUUAACAAACAUCAAACCACAUUUAAGGCAUUUUUACUUUCUGUUUUAAUGCAUUAAGGCAAAGGAGAUUAAAGCAGCUUCAUAUUUAUUACAGUGUACUUGUAUUCGGUGAAAAUAGGGAUUUUGUUAAACUACACUGAGGGAUUCGCGACUCCAUUCCCGUUGCACUCAUUGAGAUAUCGGUUAAGCAUCGCUCCAUUAUAUAAAGUGUUUUUUGAUCAGUGUUAAGAUCCUCGGACCCUUCUAAAAGCGUCUGAAUGUUUAGUGCUGGUUUGAGUCGAAGACAAAGUAUUUAAUAAAAUCCUAUAAUGUUUUAAAUGGA
Puntigrus tetrazona (Sumatra barb) is the source of this 3238-nucleotide messenger RNA. It is a transcript of the gene eogt, whose product is annotated as EGF domain-specific O-linked N-acetylglucosamine (GlcNAc) transferase. The record is from RefSeq and is a predicted model, not a curated record. The transcript is spliced from 15 exons. Gene Ontology annotation, molecular function: protein N-acetylglucosaminyltransferase activity. Lineage: Eukaryota; Metazoa; Chordata; Actinopteri; Cypriniformes; Cyprinidae. Gene Ontology annotation, cellular component: endoplasmic reticulum lumen. Bases 568 to 2139 code for a protein of 523 amino acids.